AUGCAAUCCUUGUUUGGCUUCCAUAAAACCCUAGAAGUGGUUACCGGCGGCGUACUUGUGUUGGCUGCAGAUGCAAUCGAAGCACGGAAAACAACCCACAACGAAGUCAAGAAGAAAGAUUGUAAGGCUGCGUAUUGCAUUCAGACGACGGUAGAUUCAACAAACUUCGACAGGAUUUCCAUUGUUGAAUCGGCGAAGGAGACAUGGGAUAUUCUGGUGAAGUAUUAUGAGAGAGAUGCAAUCGAAGCACGGAAAACAUCCCACAGCGAAGUCAAGAAGAAAGAUUGUAAGGCUGCGUAUUGCAUUCAGACGGCGGUAGAUUCAACAAACUUCGACAGGAUUUCUCAUGUUGAAUCGGCGAAGGAGACAUGGGAUAUUCUGGUGAAGUAUUAUGAGAGAGGUGAGAAAAUCAAGGUUUGGUCGUGGAAAAAGGAUGGUGGUUCCAAAAAAUUCAAAGGCAAAUUCGACAAGACUCAAGGCAAGAAGUCUUGGUCGAACCCUCACAAGCAUCAUGUUGAUGAUAGAGCUUCUGAAUCCUCAAAAAGAGGAAGAGGGAACUAUCGAAAGGACAAAGAAGAUAAAAAAGGUGUGCAGUGCUAUAAUUGUGAAAAAUGGGGUCACAUGUCCAAACAUUGUUGGUAUAGGAAAAAUAAUGGAUCAACAAAAGGCAAGAACGAAGGAGCGAACCUUGCACGCCAAGAUUCAGAUGAUUCUGAAGGUGGUAUGGUGGUUAUGGCUGCAGUUGCAGAUAACCACGUCGAAUCCAAAAUGUGGUUUCUCGACUCAGGCUGCUCGAAUCACAUGACUGAUCACAAGGCAUGGUUAGUUGAUUUUGACGAGUCAAAGAAGAGCAAGGUAAAACUUGCUGAUAACAAUUCGUUGCAAGUAGAAGGUACGAGCAACAUAGUUCUUCAAUUGAGCAAUGGAGAAAAGACUAUGAUCAAAGAUGUGUUCUAUGUACCUGGAAUGAAGUGCAACUUGCUAAUUGUUUGA
This is a messenger RNA of Vicia villosa (hairy vetch), 993 nucleotides long. RefSeq lists its product as uncharacterized. Bases 1 to 993 code for a protein of 330 amino acids. NCBI's taxonomy places the organism in Eukaryota, Viridiplantae, Streptophyta, Magnoliopsida, Fabales, Fabaceae. The transcript has 3 exons. Gene Ontology annotation, molecular function: nucleic acid binding; zinc ion binding. The record is from RefSeq and is a predicted model, not a curated record.